This is a messenger RNA of Drosophila biarmipes, 1075 nucleotides long. Its product is annotated as DNA-binding protein Ewg-like. The record is from RefSeq and is a predicted model, not a curated record. The transcript has a single exon. Lineage: Eukaryota; Metazoa; Arthropoda; Insecta; Diptera; Drosophilidae. Bases 133 to 297 code for a protein of 54 amino acids.
AGAGACCGAAGAAUAUCGAAGGAGCCCUCGAUGCGUAGAGAAGUGGAAAAUAUUCAUGAAUAAUUAUACUAAUUGUACAACCCUCUUCUCACCCACCAGGUGGAGAACGGCGACCAGCUGGAGACCAUCACCAUGUCGCCGGGCAUGCACCAGAUGAUGAUCCAGGGCGGCCCCGGCCAGGAGCCGCAGCUGGUGCAGGUGGUCAGCCUGAAGGACGCCACCCUGCUGAGCAAGGCCAUGGAGGCCAUCAACUCCGGCAACGUGAAGUCCGAGGACACGAUCAUCAUGGAGCAAUAGCUGGAGCCCAUAGACGGCAUGAUCUCGCCCGGCCUGAGCGAGUGACCUGCCGUUUCCCCGGCCGGGCGUCGCAGCCCUCCCGACUGCUGACUGCUGACUGCCCGCACUGACCACUGCUACUGCCCAUCCCCAGUCAGGGUUCCUUUUGCCCCGCCAAGAGGAUUAGUUUUCCAAGUACCUGAAAGGUGUUGCUAACGGAGGGAGGAGCAAUGGGAACCCCUCGGACCCGGACUCGAACGCGAACUCGAACCCGCAUCAGACCCAACCAUCGACCAUCUAGUAGAUGACUACAUCUAGUCGCGCAUGUCUAGUCAAGAGAGCGUGCUCUGUAUAAAGCGAUCAAUCAGUCUAGUCUUCGCAUAGAGAAUUACCUUUAACUACUCGUAACACCCCUAAACCUAUGUCUUUUUUUUUUGAGUGCUGUUCUUUUUUUGCUCUAUAAAUAGUUCAAUUCUGGGCUCGAUACUCAUAGCUAUAAUAUAUCGUAACAUACAUAUGCCUAGGUCUAAGCAUUGUAAGCGUUAAUUGUACAACCCCCUCUAUAUGUAUGGUAUAUAUACUCGUGUAACGUUUGCAAUAAUUAACCCAUUGAAUACUUAACGAAACGAGAGAGCAGAGAUUACAAAUUAUACACUUUAGGACAACUGACGAUGGUGAAGGAGAAGCCCCUUGCAAUGUAAACAGAGAGCAUCACUUUAAACUUAAUUGAAUUACCUAAUUACUAACGAUAACGAGAAACCUAUGCAUAACUAUUGAAUAAACCAAAAGUGUACGACAA